AUGGCACUUAGCACCGGCAGGGUUCCACAACCUGGUCCCUCACCCCCCUCGGCGACCGCCGAUGAUUGUCAGAGGGGGAGGCUGUGGGGUGUGCGGCAGCUCCUAAGCGUGCUUUUUCACAAUGUGGUGAUAGUAAGGAGCCAAUUGUUGGCAGUGGUUGGGAAUGGCGUGGAGGGGAAGCGUCUGCAGCCACCCCACCCCAACCCCCCUGAGGGAAGGGCGCUGGUGCUCUUUUUUCCUGUUCUCGAUCUGAUUCGGAAGACGGGCGAGAUUAUGGCAGAAGUGAGAGCGCGAAAAGAGGGACUCAGGCCUCGGCAGCCGGACAUCACAGAGGAGGACAAGGCUGUCCUGUCGUUGAAGUCGCAAAGGAGGAAACUUGGGGCGGAGCGCAAGAGGAUCGAAGCACUGAUUGACAAGAAUGUGGAAGUCGCGAGGGGCCUAAUUGCCCAGAAAAAGAAAGACUUGGCGCUACUGGUCAUGAAGAAAAAGAAGAUGCAGGAGGAGCAAGUCAAAAAGCUGGAUGCCUGGCUCCUCAAUGUGGAGAGCAUGCUUGCAAACAUUGGCCUUGCAAGGCAACAAAACCAGCUAUUUGCUGCUUUGAAGCAAGGCAAUGAAGCCAUGCAGCUAAUUCGGCAGGAGGUGACGGUGGAGGAUGUGGAGAAGCUGAUGGAAGACACGGCCGAGGCGAAGGAAUAUCAGGAACGGUUGCAAGAGGCCCUUGGGCAGGGGAUGGAUGCCGAGCUGGAAGAUGAGGCACUGGAGGAGUACAAGGUGUUGGAGCUGGAGGUCCUCCCAGCCGCCCCCAAGGCCCCUGCUGAGCCGCUCCCUUCAGUGCCAAAAACGGUUCCUGCGGUGCAAGUGCAGGAGCCUGCAAAGGAGGCGGCUCAGACCGAGGAAGCAACCAUGGUCCCUGCUUAG
This is a messenger RNA of Ostreobium quekettii, 918 nucleotides long. The record is from the annotation of a GenBank genome assembly. Lineage: Eukaryota; Viridiplantae; Chlorophyta; Ulvophyceae; Bryopsidales; Ostreobiaceae.